CUACGCUCUAUACUUUUUGAAUCCACACUGUACACCCUCCCCCAACAACCACCACUACGCCAUUUCCAUUUCCUAUAAAGCCUUAGAGUCCUUCCUCUGCCUUCAAAAUCCAUAUCCUCUGCGUUUACAUUGCUUCUCCAGCUCUCUCAUCUUUCAGCGAAAUAGAUAUUAAACUAUUUUGGUGUGGAUAAAAUAACAAAUACGUUCGAAGAUUGAUUAAGUUAUCAGCGAAAUCGAGCUAUUGCGAGAAUGGAGGCAAAAAUUGCGCAGAGUUUGAUACUUUCACCGGGGACCGGUUCGGAGAAAAUUGUAAGGGGACCGAGAGGUUCGGUGCGGUUCUCUCGGCGAUCCAGGGAACAGGAUAGGUUUCAUCAGCUAGUCUCUGUUCAAUUGCAGCCUAAAACAAGCCCUUCGAAUAGGCUCAAAGCGGUGUCCUGUUCUUAUAAGAACUUUCCAGCUUCAAUCUUGGAAACUGGAGGUCUCCAAGCUUCUUUUGAUGACGCUCUGAUUUUGAAGAAUAAGUCACAAGAGAUCGAGCCAUAUUUAAGUGGACGCUGCAUAUAUCUUGUUGGUAUGAUGGGCUCUGGAAAAACAACAGUGGGCAAAAUUUUGUCACAAGUACUUGGCUAUUCCUUUUCUGAUAGUGACAUGGUGGUGGAGCAGGACCUUGGUGGAACUUCUGUAACUGAAGUAUUCAAGCUCUAUGGGGAGGGCUUCUUCAGAGAAAAGGAGACUGAGGCAUUACGGAAGCUGUCUUUGAUGCAUCGAUUUGUUGUUUCUACUGGUGGAGGUGCAGUUGUUCGGCCCAUCAACUGGAAAUAUAUGCAGAAGGGAAUAAGCGUCUGGUUGGAUGUUCCAGUAGAAGCCUUGGCCCAUAGAAUUUCAGCUGUAGGAACUGGUUCUCGUCCCCUUUUGAAUCAUGAUUCGGGUGAUGCAUACAAAAAGACUUACAUGCGUCUGUCUAAUCUUCUGGAAGAGAGGUUUGAAGCAUAUGCCAAUGCAAAUGCGAGGGUUUCCGUGGAAGAUAUUGCAGCUAAAUUAGGACAUAGAGAUGUAUCCAAUCUCACACCAACUGCUAUUGCAAUUGAGGCACUUGAACAAAUUGAGGGCUUCCUAAAGGAAGAGAAUGGGAAUUUUGCUUUCUAGUACAAGGAUCUUCCAUGGCUGCCUAUUUUGGUACUUGAUGGUUUUUCUUUCUUUUACUAUUUGGGUGUAAGCAUGCCAUGUUUCUAUUUUUAGUAACGGAACAUGGCGUGGGAUGUGCCUGUCUGUCUGUAAUGCUGUAAUGGCUAGCGUCUGGCAUUCGAAGAUAAGAGGAGGUUUCUUGUCGUAGUGUUGAUGUAUAUAGUGGGUGGCUGAUUAAAUGUCACGCAAGGAAUUCAGUGUCAUCUCUGGAUGAUUUCAUCAAUUGAUUAAGCCCCGUUUGGUGGUGUUUUUUGUUUUAAAAAGCCUAUUUGGUUGUUAAAAGGUUAUUUUCACUUCAGUUUUAACAUAAUUUGUUCGUACAAUUAUGAAAAAUUAUGAAGUUAUUCGUUA
Messenger RNA from Corylus avellana, 1536 nucleotides. It is a transcript of the gene SK1, whose product is annotated as shikimate kinase 1. Gene Ontology annotation, molecular function: shikimate kinase activity. The record is from RefSeq and is a predicted model, not a curated record. Gene Ontology annotation, cellular component: cytosol; chloroplast. Lineage: Eukaryota; Viridiplantae; Streptophyta; Magnoliopsida; Fagales; Betulaceae.